GCUGCUGGGACAGACGAGGAUUUCUUCACCUACAGCAGGCGACUGUCCAUCCUACACCCAGAAAGAGGCGAGACUGCGGGACAUCUGUCCAGGAUCUGCCCGUGUUUAUUAAUUUAUACUCGUGUUGAAAAGAAAUAUAUACCAAGUUGAAGCGCAGUGGACUCUUCUCUGUGUGGUUGCUUACGCUCCAGUGAGCCACUGCAGCAGCAACAGAACAAGCACGCCGCUGCCGCCGCUACUACUGCUGCUGCUGAUGUGAAGGGAAAAAUACAAGUUCAGCCAGCAGUCCACUAAAGCUGUGUGAUCAUUGACAGAGCUCAAUACACACACGCUUGCGCGAUAACCGGCUGUGGGACCUCUGAGCCCUUUCAAGGACUGACGGCUAGCUGUGUUUGUGUCCUUUCAAGUCUUGGGCUUUUUGUAGCUGAGCCACUGUCAGACAUUUGGCCAAUAGGAACGGCUUGCACAAUUUCCACCAGCUUGUCCGCAGCCCCUUCUUAACCCAUACAGUCUUCUGCCCCAGCAUGAAUGAAGUCAGUGUUGUGAGAGAGGGAUGGCUCCACAAGAGAGGUGAAUACAUUAAAACUUGGCGACCUCGUUACUUCAUCUUAAAGAGUGAUGGGUCCUUCAUUGGCUACAAAGAGAAGCCUGAGGUGUCCAGUGACCACAGCCUCCCACCACUCAACAAUUUCUCUGUUGCAGAGUGCCAGCUAAUGAAGACCGAACGUCCCAGGCCCAACACAUUUGUCAUUCGUUGCCUUCAGUGGACUUCAGUUAUCGAGCGCACCUUUCAUGUGGAUAGCAUUGAGGAGAGGGAGGAAUGGAUGCGAUCUAUCCAGGCAGUGGCUAAUAGUCUGAAGAGUCAGCAUCAGGAUGAGGAGCCCAUGGAGAUCAAGUUUGGCUCUCCAAGCGACAGCAGUGGCACAGAGGAGAUGGAGAUUGCUGUUUCCAAAUCCCAAACAAAAGUGACCAUGAGUGACUUUGACUACCUGAAGCUGCUGGGUAAAGGGACAUUUGGUAAAGUUAUCCUGGUGAAGGAAAAGGCCACAGGGAUGUACUAUGCCAUGAAAAUCCUCCGCAAAGAAGUCAUCAUUGCUAAAGAUGAGGUGGCACACACGGUCACAGAAAGCAGAGUUCUCCAGAAUACACGGCACCCGUUUCUAACAACACUAAAAUAUGCAUUUCAAACACACGACCGGUUAUGCUUUGUGAUGGAGUACGCAAACGGAGGAGAGCUCUUCUUUCACUUAUCACGAGACAGAGUAUUCACGGAAGACAGAGCGCGGUUUUACGGUGCAGAAAUAGUGUCGGCGCUGGAGUACUUACACUCACGCAAUGUAGUUUACAGGGAUUUGAAACUGGAAAACCUCAUGUUAGACAAGGACGGCCACAUAAAAAUAACAGACUUUGGAUUAUGUAAAGAGGGGAUCACAGAUGGCGCCACCAUGAAAACCUUCUGUGGAACUCCAGAGUACCUGGCACCAGAGGUGCUGGAGGAUAAUGACUAUGGACGAGCAGUGGACUGGUGGGGACUGGGUGUGGUCAUGUAUGAAAUGAUGUGUGGUCGGUUACCCUUCUACAACCAGGACCAUGAGCGUCUCUUUGAGCUCAUUCUCAUGGAGGAAAUCCGCUUCCCCAAGAACCUGGCUCCUGAGGCGAAGGCCCUGCUGGCCGGCCUGCUCAAGAAGGAUCCUAAGCAAAGGCUCGGAGGCGGACCAGACGAUGCCAAAGAAGUGAUGAGUCACAAGUUUUUCACCUCCAUCAACUGGCAGGAUGUCACUGAAAAAAAACUCAUUCCACCCUUUAAGCCCCAGGUUACAUCAGAGACAGACACGCGUUACUUUGACGAUGAGUUCACAGCACAGACCAUUACAAUAACUCCUCCAGAUAAGUAUGACAGUUUAGAUGCAGAGGACUCAGAUCAGCGUACACACUUCCCUCAGUUCUCCUACUCUGCCAGCAUACGGGAAUGAUUACUCAGACUUUUAAACAAGCAGGCAGGCUAACACACAAUCACAAAUUCCACUUAACUCACUCGCACUGCUGGGGAGCCAGAACGACACAAUCUAAAACUGGCAGAAGACACAUUUUCAUUUGGUCUUAAACACACACACACACACACACACACAC
Messenger RNA from Solea senegalensis (Senegalese sole), 2130 nucleotides. It is a transcript of the gene akt2, whose product is annotated as v-akt murine thymoma viral oncogene homolog 2. Bases 525 to 1973 code for a protein of 482 amino acids. Gene Ontology annotation, biological process: protein phosphorylation. The transcript has 14 exons. Gene Ontology annotation, molecular function: protein serine/threonine kinase activity; ATP binding. NCBI's taxonomy places the organism in Eukaryota, Metazoa, Chordata, Actinopteri, Pleuronectiformes, Soleidae. The record is from RefSeq and is a predicted model, not a curated record.